This is a messenger RNA of Trichobilharzia szidati, 1954 nucleotides long. The record is from the annotation of a GenBank genome assembly. Lineage: Eukaryota; Metazoa; Platyhelminthes; Trematoda; Strigeidida; Schistosomatidae.
GUAAUCAUUAUGGAUAAUAUUGAUAGUUAUCUUGGCGAUUUUCUGGAAAAUGAUGAUGGGGAUCAGGAGAACAAUAGUAAAUUACAAAACAUGAGAUCUGGUGUAAUAUUUCUUGUUGAUUGUACACCUACAAUGCUUGGAUUAAUGAAUAAUAAUAAUAAUAAUAAUACUUCAAUAAAUUCAUCUGGAACAACCACGUCAGCGACAACAACGGCGACAGCGACAACGACACCGACGACAAUAACAACAGAAAGUGGAUUUAAUUUAAGCUUGUUAUGCUGUCAAACAUUUCAACAAAAUAAAGCCCUUCAUAGUCCAUUUGAUAUGAUUGGUUUAGUAUUAAUGCGUACUAAAGAAUCAUCACCUGAUAUGAAAAACAUUAUGGUUUUACAGCCUUUAGGUCUGGCUGAUGCUACGCGUAUAUUAGAGAUUGAACGAAUAAGACAGUUGAAACCAGAAGAAUUAGAAAAACGUUUUGGUACAAUUGUUGCAUUAUGGACAUGUCAAAAUUUAUUCAUUACAUGUUCAAAAUCAUUUGGUAUUAAGCAUAUCUUUCUGUUUACUGAUGAUCCUGAUCCAGUGAAUAGAAAUGCUAAUCUUAAAAGAAGAGCAGUUGCUAAAAUGGCAGAUAUGAGACAAUAUGGUAUAGAACUUGAAGUUAUUCCUAUCAAAUUAGACAAGUCACAAUUUCAAUAUGAAUUAUUCUAUGAUGAGCUUCUAGAAGAUGAAAUGUCUCUUACUGAUCUGAAUAAAUCACGUUAUCGUCCUGAUCCAACUGAGCGUCUUGAUGAAUUAUUAAGUCGUGUUAAUUGUCAUGAAUUACGUCGAUCACGUGUAUGCCGUUUACCGUUUCAUCUUGGACCAUCACCAGAAUUGGCUUUAGGUGUUUCAGUGUAUUGUCUAAUUCGUCCAGUACACUUGCCUACUCCAAUAUGGCUUUCAUCUAAUGACAAUAAGCCAAUCACAGUAAGAAGGCAAUAUUACAAAGGCAUAGAUCCAUAUGGUUCGUAUGAUCCAGUGAAAGAUGCACUCGCUGAUCAUGAUCUAGUUCGUGGUAUUAAACUUGAUGGUCGUUAUGUAUGCUUUGAUAAAGAUGAAAUUAAUGAAGCAAUGAAAAAUAUUGCUCCUGUUGGUAUCCAUCUGUUGGGUUUUAUAUCAAUGAAAUUUUUAAAACGUUUCUAUUAUAUUCGUCCAGCACAGUUUAUUUAUCCAGAUGAAGCAUCGAUACACGGAAGUUGUUUAUGGUUUACAGCUCUGCUGAAUCGUUGUCUACAUCGUAAACUUUUAGCUAUAGCUGUAUAUGUUCAAAGAAAGGGACAAUUUCCACGUCUUAUUGCACUUUAUCCUCAAGCUGAAGAGGUGAAUGAAGUCAAAGUUCAGACUAUGCCACCUGGAUUUCAUAUUAUAUUUUUGCCUUUUGCUGACGAUUUCCGUGAUAUUGACAUUCCAUCUGGGGAAAUAGCUGAUGAAUCUCAAGUAGAUAUUGCUAAGGCAAUGAUACGUAAAUUAAUGGUACCAUUCAGUCCUGGACAAAUUGAAAAUCCCUUGCUACAACGUUAUUAUUCUCUACUUGAAGCGUUAGCAUUUAAUCGAGAAUCUCAAGCUGAAAUUGUUGAUCAUACAUUGCCUAAAAUUGGAGCUAUGAAAAGAAGAGCCAGUGUGGAAAUUGAAGCCUUCAGACAAUGUUUCAACUUGGAGGCGGUGAAUUCAUUAAAGAAGGCUUACACUUCACAAUCAACUGACAGUAAUAGUAGUCAAAGUGUAAAACCAUUUCUAUCUGAAGAUGAACUCAAAGCAGCUGUGAGACUUGGUCAAUUAAAUAAGUAUACAGUGACAGUUUUACGUGAUACAAUCAAAUCACUUGAUCUUAAAAUAUCAACAACUGGUCGGAGUAAAAAAUCUGAUAUUAUACAACAAAUAAUGAAUCACUUUAAAUGAUGAAGAAAUCUGCUGU